AUGGCAGCGACACACAAUGAAGAUAUCUACUACUGCGACUGCACCGGCCGCAACGCCGAAAACGAGAAGGUUUACCGGCAAGAGUUCACCUACGCGGAUCUGACAAAGCACCCGGAGAAGAAGGGCAAGGUGAACCCUGAAUGGAAGAAGCGUGGCGGGGAGUGA
Symbiodinium sp. CCMP2456 is the source of this 165-nucleotide messenger RNA. Lineage: Eukaryota; Dinophyceae; Suessiales; Symbiodiniaceae. The record is from the annotation of a GenBank genome assembly.